AUGAAAUCUUGGCAUCAAUGCUUAUCGAUACUAGUCGUAUUCAUCUUCUAUGUUCUAUCUGCUGAGGCUCAUCCGUUAUCAUAUGCACAAGAACAGCGCAGUUUUCUUCUUUGCCAUUUGUCUCCUGUUUCAUGCAAACGUAGUCUGUCGAAUACAGAAGAAAUUGAAAAUUUAUUGACGAUGAAUAUUGAAGAUGCCCUUUCAAUAUGUACUGCUCUAAACAAACCUUUAUGGAAUUGUUUUAACAAUCACUAUACCCUUAAAUAA
This is a messenger RNA of Rotaria socialis, 267 nucleotides long. The record is from the annotation of a GenBank genome assembly. Lineage: Eukaryota; Metazoa; Rotifera; Eurotatoria; Philodinida; Philodinidae.